AUGGGCUGCAGAUUGAAGGAAAAUGAUGAUGAUAGAAGGUUGCUUGAGAGGGGAGAAAUGUCUCGAGUUUUGAAGAGAUUUAUGGAUUCAGAAUGUGAAGAAGUGCGAGAAAUGAGGAGAAAGGCGCAGGAAAUCAGGGAGAUUAGUCAAGCAGCUAUUUCUGAAUUUGGAUCUUCGGGACGUGAGAUUGAGGCAUUCAUCCAGGACUUGGAGAAUAAGAUUGGCUUUUGA
This is a messenger RNA of Oldenlandia corymbosa var. corymbosa, 231 nucleotides long. The record is from the annotation of a GenBank genome assembly. Lineage: Eukaryota; Viridiplantae; Streptophyta; Magnoliopsida; Gentianales; Rubiaceae.